Messenger RNA from Labrus mixtus (cuckoo wrasse), 3865 nucleotides. It is a transcript of the gene iars2, whose product is annotated as isoleucyl-tRNA synthetase 2, mitochondrial. Gene Ontology annotation, molecular function: ATP binding; isoleucine-tRNA ligase activity; aminoacyl-tRNA deacylase activity. The coding region runs from base 147 to 3251 and encodes 1034 amino acids. The transcript is spliced from 24 exons. The record is from RefSeq and is a predicted model, not a curated record. Gene Ontology annotation, biological process: isoleucyl-tRNA aminoacylation. NCBI's taxonomy places the organism in Eukaryota, Metazoa, Chordata, Actinopteri, Labriformes, Labridae. Gene Ontology annotation, cellular component: cytosol.
CUCCCUACAAUUCCUUCCGGUGAAACACAACAUUGCAAGGAGGCGGACUAUGACAGCGAAGUAGCUGCAAAGUGUCACCACUAAACAACGGAACAUUUUUACAGGACUUCUAGUUUCGCUCGGCCACACAGCUACCUCUCUUCUCCAUGCUGCUGUGCCGGGUGUCGGCUGUAGGUCAGACGCUAGCGAGAUGGGGCCGGAGGUCACAGCGGCGAGGCGGCCUCCUCCUCCACCGUGCUGUCUCCUUCAGCUCCAGCCGCUGUCACGGGGUGAGCUCCGGAGAAGAGAACGGCUCUGCUCAGGGACUGUACCGGGACACAGUGCUCCUCCCCCGGAGUGAUUUCCCCAUGAAUCUGACCGGACAGAAGUUACUGGACCGAGAAGUCCAGAUACAGAAGGAGUGUGGAUUUGCAGAUUUGUACUCCUGGCAGAGGGAGAGGAAGGCAAAGAAAGAGUUCUGUCUCCAUGAUGGACCCCCGUAUGCCAAUGGAGACCCUCAUGUUGGACAUGCACUGAACAAGAUCCUGAAAGAUAUCCGUAACCGUUUUGAGAUUCUGCGGGGGCGGCAGGUUCACUACAUACCGGGCUGGGACUGCCACGGCCUUCCCAUUGAGCUUAAGGCUCUGGGGGAGUUGGGGACCAGCAGCCUUGGACCACUUCAGAUAAGACACAAAGCGCGGGCGUUUGCAGAGGGGGCCAUAGCUCGUCAGAAAGCUGCUUUCCAGCGCUGGGGGGUGGUGGCAGACUGGGACCAGUGCUACUACACCUUUGACGGAGCGUAUGAAGCCGCUCAGCUGAAAGUCUUUCAGGAGAUGCACAGCAAGGGGUUCAUCUACCAGGACUACAAGCCGAUCUUCUGGUCUCCUUCCUCGAGAACGGCUCUAGCAGAGGCGGAGUUGGAGUACAACCCUGAGCACGUGAGCAGAGCCGUCUACACCACGUUCCCCAUGAGCACUCUGCCGCCUAACAUAGCCUCAGAAGCAGCUGAUGUAGAGAGUGUCUCUGUGUUGGUGUGGACCACCCAGCCAUGGACCAUUCCUGCAAACCAGGCGGUCUGCUUCAUGCCCAACGCACAGUAUUCUCUUGUGAAGCGAGCAGACAACUCUCAGGUGCUUUUAGUGGCAACAGAGCGUACAGCCAGCAUGUCAGCACUGCUUGGUACAGAGCUGGAGACUGUACACACAUUCACAGGCUCGCAGCUGGAGGCGGGGAUCUGCAAACAUCCCACAAUUCCUGACAAGGAAGUGCCGCUGUUGCCGGCCAAUCAUGUGACGAUGGGAAAAGGAACGGGAUUGGUCCACACAGCGCCGGCUCAUGGCAUGGAUGAUUACAGCGUGGCCUCUCAGUUUAAACUGUCUGUGGAGUGUAUGGUCGAUGAAGACGGAAAGUUCACUGAACUGGCUGGCUCUGAGCUGCAGAAUCUGUCUGUAAUGACAGAAGGCACAGACAAAGUGAUUUCCAUGCUGAAGGAGUGUGGGGCUCUGGUGAAGGAGGAGCAGUGUGUCCACAGUUACCCGUACGACUGGAGGACUAAACAGCCUGUGGUCAUCAGGCCCAGCAAACAGUGGUUCAUCAACACAGCCUCGCUUAAAGACAAGGCCAAGGAGGCUCUGCAGAAGGUGCGCAUUUUGCCAGAGUCGGCUCGGAGCAGCCUGCUGGCCAUGUUGGACAGACGGACCUACUGGUGCAUCUCCAGACAGAGAAGCUGGGGGGUCCCGAUCCCAGUCUUCUACCACAAAGAGACUGGAGAGGCUCUCAUCAACAAACACACUGUGUCCCAUGUUGCACAGCUCUUCAAAGAAAAGGGAAGUGACUGCUGGUGGGAGCUUCCUGUUGAGACGUUGCUACCAGCAGAGGUGCUUAAGAAGAGUAAAGCUGGCCCAGUGACCGACUACGUCUGUGGAGAAGAUGUUCUCGACAUCUGGUUCGACAGCGGAGCGUCGUGGGCGGCUGUCCUAGAAGGUACCGAGGAAGACUCUGAAGAGCCUGAGUCACCGCUCAGCUGGCUCCCCGCUCCGCUCCGCAAACCUCUGGUUGCAGAGACUGACUCCAGGGCAGAUGCAUACGUUGAAGGGAAGGACCAGAUUGGAGGAUGGUUCCAGUCCUCGCUGCUCACAAGUGUUGCAGUCAGUAACAAAGCUCCUUACAAGUCUCUGGUGGUUCAUGGCUUUGCUGUAAGUGAGAAAGGAGAGAAGAUGUCCAAGUCUGUGGGUAACGUUGUGGAUCCUGAUGAAGUCAUUAAUGGAGGGAAGGACCCCAGUAGGCCAGCGUAUGGGGCAGACGUGCUGCGUUGGUGGGUGGCCGAGUCAAACGUCUUCUCAGAGGUUCAGAUCGGACCCUCCGCUCUCAACUCAGCCAGAGAGAGCAUCGGCAAGUUGAGGAAGACUCUGAAGUUCCUGCUCGGUAACCUGCAGGGCUUCGACCCCCGAGUUCAGGCUGUGGACCCCAAAGAGAUGCACUACAUCGAUCAGUACAUGUUGCACCUGCUCCGUGAUUACAGCAUCAAGGUGACGGACGCCUACAGUGAGUUUGAUGCUGGAAGGGUUAUCCGUAUCCUCCAAGCCUUCAUGUCCAGAGACCUCUCCCGCUUUUACUUCAGCAUCAUCAAAGACCGGUUGUACUGUGAUCCAGAGGACUCUUUGGGCAGGAGAUCAUGUCAGACUGUUUUAGAGGAAAUUCUGGAUGGAGUCACCAGGUCCAUAGCUCCCAUUCUUCCACAUCUAGCUGAAGAGGUCUUUCUACACGCACCAGGACAUGAUGAAGGGGAGACGUUAUUCAAGAGCGGCUGGGUCAAAAGCAGCUCGGUGUGGAGGAGACCAGGAUUGGAGGAGGCGGUGGAGGGGGCGUGUGCCAUCAGGGACUCCUUCCUGUCGUCCAUACCGGGGAAAAAUGCGGCUCAGUACGACCUCACCGUCGCCAUUGAGCCCGGUCUGCUGUUUGAACUCAUGGAGUCUCUCCAGGAGGAACCGACCUCCACCUCCUCACAGCUGGUCGAGCUGAUGAUGGUGGCGCGGGUCAACCUGACCAGCGAGCUGCCCAGAGACCUUCCCCACGAUGCCGUCCUGAGCCACGGCACCUUCCUCAUCAACCUGGAGGGUGGUGUGAUCCGUGAGGACAGUGCUUACAGUAUAGCAGUAGUACCCACCUCGGCCUCCCGGUGCCCACGAUGCCGCCGUUACACCGCCAAGUCAGCGGACUGCCCGUGUCCGCGCUGCCAGGGCAUCAUCUCACCGCCUCAGACAAAUCAGUGAUGACCUGUCACCGUGACAACCAGCAAACACCACCUGGGCCUGCAUAUUGACCAGCUUUUCUUUUUUUUUUUUUUUUUACAAUCCUCGUCUCCAUGAGCUGAGUGAUGUGGAACGGACAGUUUUCUCGUUAUUUGGCACUUCCUGCUUUAACAGCGCAGAGCUUUGAUUGGGAGAGAACGGCCUUUAAAUGCAUUUAACAUACGGCUCUGAAUUGUGCUUCACUGUUCUCAUGCACUUACACACUUUCCUAGAACAGCCGAACUGUAAGUCCAAAAAGGUCCAGGGCGGCCGCUGUCACUUGCCUGAGACCUGAAUGUGCAGGUUAUACAUAGAAAUCCAAACGCAGCAUGCGCGAGGUCGUUUACUGUAAAUAGGAUCGGGAAGAUAUUGACUAGAAGAGGAGGUUUAUCAGUUAAUGUUUUUUUAAAUGUGUGGAUGGAAAAGCAAUUUACUGCAUGGAGUGUCACUGUGUGACAGCUGCAGAGGAUUUAUUUGGGUUGUGGGUAAGUUGUUUAUUUGUUUUAUAAAUCCUGGUCUCGUUAACUUAAAAACAGAUGGUGUAUGAAAACGAUGUAUCCAAAGUAUAAAUAAAUGAAGUUUUAUCUCUGAAUAUA